GUGCCUCACGAGAGCUUCUGGAGGCUAUCCGUUAAGAUACGAGUCUAACCGUCUGGAUUCCGCUCCUGCUAGACUUUAAAUGCCCAACAUUUUCAGAGGCCAAGCAAAAUGCUAAGGAGAGAAACAUCACGAUCCUAUCAGGAGUUUAAUGGUGAAGACAGUGAUGGACCACUUGGAUCUUGCCAGAAUAAUGACAUCUCUGAAGUGGAGCAGGAUGAAUCCAGUUGUGAUCCUUUACCAGAUGAGGACAUCGUGGACAACAAUCUAAUGUCCAUUGCUUUCAACAAGGCUUGCCUUAAGAAUGUUUUCACGGCCAUCCUUGUCCUUGUUUACUUGCUGCUCUCUACGGUGGCUGCAUUCUUGGCCUACCAAACCAUAUCUGACUUCAUGGAGAAGCUCAACCAUCCAGUGAUGUCUGUUUCAUACAAAGAGGUUGAGGAGUUUGCUCCACCAGGAAUUGUGCUGUAUCCAGGGAAGGCACAGUUAUUAAGUUGCAUGCAUCAAUAUCAUGACUACAUUCCACCUCCUGUUGCAUCAGGCAAAUUAGAGAAGGGAAACUGUAUAAUUGAGGAGGUCAUUUAUUAUGGGCCAUAUUCAAACCAAACGCAAAAGCGAGCAAUGGUGGUCAGAGGUCCGACUGAUGUGAGGAAACGAGAACUUAUAUUCCUGCAAUUCAGCCGGAAUGAAACGGAAGAGGAUUUCAGCGCAAUCAGUUACAUGAUUUUUGCCAAAUUCAGUGAUAUGCUUGAAAGCCCAGAUAAGGCUGCUUUUAUGAUGGACUGUGAAAGGAACUACUCAAUGUGGACCUUCUCUGGAGGGUUUCGAACCUGGGUUAAAAUGUCUUUGGUCAAGACAACAGGGAGAGGGAAUGAAUCGGUGGAAUUUAGGCAAGAGUCCAGUGUUGUGAAGUACAUCGACAAGAGGCCCCCACUGGAGCAAGCCAAUGAACUUUUCUUUGUUGUGUUCCAAUGGCGAGAUCCAUUCAUACAGCAGGUCAAAGAUAUAGUCACUGCAAACGCAUGGAACACCAUAGCCAUUUUGUGUGGCGUAUUCAUGGCUCUAUUUAAAGCAGCAGACUUUGCCAAACUCAGCAUUAAGUGGAUGAUUAAAAUUCGUAAAAGACACUUAAGUGCAAAAAUGAGAGAAAUGAGCCAAAUUGGCUAAUUCUUACUCUACAUCAUAAAACAACAACACUGAACAUUUCAAAUGGAGUUUUUAAUUGCAAAUAUUAAACACACUCAGAGUUCUGCAAAACUAAUUUGGAGUAUUACACUUUCAUAAUUUUUACAUUUAUGUAUUUGGCAGACGCUUUUAUCCAAAGCGACUUACAGAGCCCUUAUUACAGGAACAAUCUCAUAAUAAUGUACUGAUGUUAUAUUUAACUGGAUAAUAGAUUUUAACUUGACAUUAUGAUGUACCUACUGAUAGUAUUGUGCAGAGGGGAUGUUGAGGCACAUUUUCUGCAGGUAACGGCACUACAAGGGCAAAGUGUAUUUAAGUGGUUGUGACACUGAAAUAUUAACUAAGCUGGUUGAUUAACACCCAUUCUCAGUGAGAUUCAGUUUGUGGAAAUGAUGACUAGGGUGGGUUGAAACCGGUUAGGAUGAGAGCUGAAAUUAAUAAGGAUUUUGAAGAUGUGGGCCAUCGGUUAUUUUAACUUAACCAUUUUAGAACGAUCAAUAAUUGCAGAGCACAAAAUGUAGCAAUUUUCUGAAGGUUAGAGAAUUCUGUUCUAGCUUUUUAAACUUUUGCUGUCAGUGUGAAUGUAAUAUAUUUUUAUUAAUAUGAUAAAUGCUGUUUUAACCUAUACAAAUUGUAUGCAAUAAUUUCAUUGAUUGGAAACAUGUAAACAUAUUAUUAUUUUAUCAUUCUGAUGGACAGGGCUGUUUCUGAGCAAGUGGGGGUCCCUAAGUGAAUUUAUUGCUAACACAAAAUUUGCAAUAAAUUACCAAUAAAUAACAAGACAAAUUAAUAAUAAAUAACUAUAAAUAACCAUAAAAUUAAAUAAUAAUAAAAAAAGACCUUAUUAACGGGGGCCCUAUUGGCUCGGUGGCCCUAAGCGGCUGCUUAUACCACUAAUAGCUAUUAGCAACGUCCCUGCUGAUGGAUCUCUUACAGAAGAUCUUUGAAUUUGUAUUUUGAUUAUUUUUAUCCCCAAGUCUAUGGUGCUGUGUUCAUUUCUAAUAAUGAAACAAACAAAAGUAUAAUUCGCCCCAAAAUUUUAUGAACCUAUUUGACUUUCUAUCUUCAGUGGAAAUCAAACGAUGUUAGGCAGAAUGUAGGGACUGACCAGCUCCGUCACUGUUCAUUUUCAUUGCAUCUUUUUUCCUAAUUUGUUAAUUCUGCCUAACGUCUCUGUUUGUGUUCUACAGAAGAACGUAAUAUGUGUUUGGAACGGCAUGAGGCUGGCUAAGUUAUGACAGUUUCAAUUUGUGGGUGAAAUUUCCCUUUAAUAUUUGCAUACAUGUGAUGGUCAAAUGACAUGCGCUGGCCGUUUUAUAUAUAUGUAUAUAUUUAUAUAUAUGUAUUGAUGUCUCAGGGGACAAAAUAUGUGUUUUAAUCUACUAUUCUUAAUAUUUGAUGGGAUCUUAAAAUGCAUUAUCUAAGUAUUACUGACUGUGUACAGAAAUAUUUUUUACACAGUUUAUUUAAUGUAUUUAUCCCUGUGGUUACUGUUCAAUCAAGAAUGUUUAUGAGGGGGUUGGAAAUUAUGGCGUAGACUUUUAUCUCAUGGAGGAAUAAUGCCAGAGAAAAUGAUUCUCUCUCUCUCUCUCCUUUCUUAUUCCUUUCUGAACUUUUUUAGUUAGCAUUCAUGUGUAUACUACAGUUAUGGAAUUUGUUUGCUGUUGUAGCUUAUGUUACUUGAAAUUUGUUUUUAUACCUUUAUUAAAAAAGUAAUUCUGACUUUUUAUUUUAUAUCAUAAACUGUUAAUAAAU
This is a messenger RNA of Xyrauchen texanus (razorback sucker), 2937 nucleotides long. It is a transcript of the gene pacc1, whose product is annotated as proton activated chloride channel 1. The record is from RefSeq and is a predicted model, not a curated record. Bases 109 to 1164 code for a protein of 351 amino acids. The transcript is spliced from 8 exons. Lineage: Eukaryota; Metazoa; Chordata; Actinopteri; Cypriniformes; Catostomidae.